Branchiostoma floridae (Florida lancelet) is the source of this 1257-nucleotide messenger RNA. Its product is annotated as xylose isomerase-like. Gene Ontology annotation, molecular function: xylose isomerase activity. The record is from RefSeq and is a predicted model, not a curated record. The coding region runs from base 8 to 382 and encodes 124 amino acids. The transcript is spliced from 4 exons. Gene Ontology annotation, biological process: carbohydrate metabolic process. NCBI's taxonomy places the organism in Eukaryota, Metazoa, Chordata, Leptocardii, Amphioxiformes, Branchiostomatidae.
GUUCCCAAUGGAUGUGAAGAACUGCACAAUGGUUAUGAAGACUGUACUAGAGAUGGGAGGGCUGGCCCCAGGGGGACUGAACUUUGACUGUAAGGUGCGGCGUGAGUCGACAGAUCUGGAGGACAUGUUCAUCUCACAUGUCGGUGCCAUGGACGCCUUUGCCCGUGGGCUGAAGAGUGCUGCGAAGGUGCUGCAGGAGGGAGUGCUCACCAGGCUGGUCAAGGAGCGUUACUUGAGCUUCAGCAGUGGGAUUGGUGCCAGGAUUGCUAAGGGCACUGCCACCAUGGAGGAGUGUGAGGAUUACAUCAUGCAGAAAGGUGAGCCCAAGGCAGCCUCUGGGAAACAGGAGAAGUUUGAGACUAUCCUGAAUCACUAUGUGUGAGGGACUCUUCUCCAUAACCCUAGCUAGCAUAACAACAGUACAGCAUAUGCUAGGAAUUAAUGACAGGCAAGAGAUAUAUUCAGCUCUUUUUAAUGCUACAAUCUGUUAGUUAGAAAAAAGGAUAGAUAGUACAUGCAGAAACAGUACAUGACUGUGUUCUUUUUCUGCAGACAAUUAAUGUUCUGUAGUGAACAAUUUUACAACUGUUAUUUCCAUAGCAUAAAUUACAUUUUAGCAAAUGUACAGACUUGUAAUUCUUGCAUCUAAAAUAUACAAUGUACAAUACAUUAUUUUUCAUACACGAUAUUUCAGCUCAUAGAUAUGAAUCAUGACUUAACUGGUAAUUGUGACUUGAGGCUAUUUUCACCAGUAUCAUUUAAAAACAAUGUUUACCUUAAAACAAUUUUUCUUAUUAAAAAGUUUUUUUUACUAAUCUUCAAACAAUUGUACAACUGAUGACCAAGUUAUCUGGAUCAUCAUUAGGUUAAGAUCAACAAAUAUUAUCAAUACCUGUUUGCAGCUUUGCAAUCAGUAAAUAUUUUGUCAUCUAUAUGACAUUGUAUACAUGUACAUGGUCAUCUGUGUAUACAUGGUCAUCUGUGUAUACAUGUACUGUGCAAUCUAUUUGACAAUUUUCAUGUAUUGUUACAUUUCUCUCCACCACAGGAUGAGAGGGAAAUGUUUUUUUCUGAUCUACAGUACGCACAAUUUGAUGCAUCAAUCAGUCUGUCCCAAAGUAUCUGUCACCAAAAUUGCCUGGAAGAAAUAAUAGGGAUCAGUCAUCACAAAACAUGACACUUUUGCAGGCAUUAUCAUUGCCAAGAGAAUAUUUUGUCAUAAAUCAGUACUAAAGAAUAAAAACAUUCCAAACUACA